Chlorocebus sabaeus (green monkey) is the source of this 1748-nucleotide messenger RNA. RefSeq names its product solute carrier family 35 member C1 (gene SLC35C1). Lineage: Eukaryota; Metazoa; Chordata; Mammalia; Primates; Cercopithecidae. The record is from RefSeq and is a predicted model, not a curated record.
UCAAGCACUUCUGGAAGUGCAAGCUGGGAGCGCGGCGGGCCAGGGAUAAAGCCAGGUCCCGGGACGUGCCAGCUGCGGUAACUGAAGCCGGGGUCCCGGGCGGGCGGGGGUACCAGGGACAGGAGAGGCCUUAGAAAGAGGAGGGGGCCUGCGCCCACGACCGUCGGAAUCGCCGCCUCUCCGCCGGCACCCCCAGGCCCCAUGCCGCUAACAGGCCGGCGAGGCUGGCACGGUGCCCUGGCCCGGGGCGGAAAGCAGGAAGUCGACCCCGCGGGCGCGGCCCAGGGUGCGGCGCUGCAGGUGCGGCGCAGGGUGGCGGGGCGGGCGCCCAGUGCACCGGAGGAGGUGAGCGCCAGGUCGCCUUCGCGGCCGGGGGACAGAGGCAGGGGCGCGGGAGCUGGUGCGGCUGGACCGGGCGGGGAAACAGUAUUUUCUGGAAGGGGGCCCCUCUGAAGCGGUCCAGGAUCCUGCACAUGGCGCUGACCGGGGCCUCAGACCCUUCUACAGAGGCAGAAGCCAACGAGGAGAAGCCCUUUCUGCUGCGGGCAUUGCAGAUUGCGCUGGUGGUCUCCCUCUACUGGGUCACCUCCAUCUCCAUGGUGUUCCUUAAUAAGUACCUGCUGGACAGCCCCUCCCUGCAGCUGGAUACCCCCAUCUUCGUCACCUUCUACCAGUGCCUGGUGACCACGCUGCUGUGCAAGGGCCUCAGCGCUCUGGCCGCCUGCUGCCCUGGUGCUGUGGACUUCCCCAGCUUGCGCCUGGACCUCAGGGUGGCCCGCAGUGUCCUGCCUCUGUCAGUGGUCUUCAUCAGCAUGAUCACCUUCAAUAACCUCUGCCUCAAGUACGUCGGUGUGGCCUUCUACAAUGUGGGCCGCUCGCUCACCACCGUCUUCAAUGUGCUGCUCUCCUACCUGCUGCUUAAGCAGACCACCUCCUUGUAUGCCCUGCUCACCUGCGGCAUCAUCAUCGGGGGCUUCUGGCUUGGUGUGGACCAGGAGGAGGCAGAAGGCACCCUGUCGUGGCCGGGCACUGUCUUUGGCGUGCUGGCCAGCCUCUGUGUCUCGCUCAACGCCAUCUACACCAAGAAGGUGCUCCCAGCGGUAGAUGGCAGCAUCUGGCGCCUGACCUUCUACAACAACGUCAACGCCUGCGUCCUCUUCCUGCCCCUGCUCAUGCUGCUCGGGGAGCUUCAGGCCCUGCGUGACUUUGCCCAGCUGGGCAGUGCCCACUUCUGGGGGAUGAUGACGCUGGGCGGCCUGUUUGGCUUCGCCAUCGGCUAUGUGACAGGACUGCAGAUCAAGUUCACCAGUCCCCUGACCCACAAUGUGUCGGGCACGGCCAAGGCCUGUGCCCAGACGGUGCUGGCCGUGCUGUACUAUGAGGAGGCCAAGAGCUUCCUCUGGUGGACGAGCAACAUGAUGGUGCUGGGCGGCUCCUCUGCCUACACCUGGGUCAGAGGCUGGGAGAUGAAGAAGAUUCCAGAGGAGCCCAGCCCCAAAGAGGGCGAGAAGAGUGCCAUGGGGGUGUGAGCGCCACAGGCACCCUGGAUGGCCUGGCCCCGGAGCCCGUACAGCAGUGAAGGCGGUCUCCUGGACCCCAGAAGGGUGCUGUGGUAUGGACUGGGCACUACUUACAGACCCAAUCAAAAUACGGUGGUUGAGAAGGAACCAGUGUUUACAAGUAGUAUCAGAAAGUUGAAGGAACCAGUGUUUAUAAGUAAUACCAGAAAGUUGCCAAAUCUGUCUCUA